AUGGUCCUUGCAAUACAGGCAGAUCACCACCUCGGAUGGUUUCCUCGGUCUAUUGACGAGAGGCACAGUCUGAAACUCUCUCAGAUCUUCUCACCAGAUUUGGUGGACGCAUUGCAGGCACACGCGGCAAAUGAGGUGUAUGGUUUGCAGGCGAACAUUGGUAUACCAUCAUCCCAAUUCGACAUUCGCGCCUACUUUGGCGGCAAGAACAGGCCAGAGUACCUUUUGGCUUACAAGAUCUACAUUAAGGACAGCGAGUCUAUGACUGCGGUACGGAAGGUGCAGAAAGAAUUUAUGGGGGAGCUGAGUAAUUGGGUCCAUACUAGCAAUACGUUCAUCGCAUUUGGUAAAGAGGGGUUGGUCCUGGAUGUAGGAAGUGAUAUCAAGUUUGACCUCAAUCGCUAG
Macroventuria anomochaeta is the source of this 405-nucleotide messenger RNA. RefSeq lists its product as uncharacterized. The coding region runs from base 1 to 405 and encodes 134 amino acids. The record is from RefSeq and is a predicted model, not a curated record. The transcript has 4 exons. Lineage: Eukaryota; Fungi; Ascomycota; Dothideomycetes; Pleosporales; Didymellaceae.